This is a messenger RNA of Entrophospora sp. SA101, 1992 nucleotides long. The record is from the annotation of a GenBank genome assembly. Lineage: Eukaryota; Fungi; Glomeromycota; Glomeromycetes; Entrophosporales; Entrophosporaceae.
AUGGGUGUUCCAGCAUUAUUCAGAUGGCUUUCAAAAAAAUAUCCCAAAAUCAUUCAACAAGUCAUCGAGGAACGACCGAUUAUGAUAAAUGGUGUAGAAAUACCAGUUGAUACAUCAAAGCCAAAUCCAAAUAAGACGGAAUUCGAUAAUUUAUAUCUUGAUAUGAAUGGUAUUAUUCAUCCAUGUUGUCACCCAGAAGAUAAACCCACUCCUGAAACUGAAGAAGAUAUGAUUAUAGAUAUCUUUAAAUAUACCGAACGAAUUGUGGCAAUGAUACGUCCAAGAAAAGUAUUAUAUCUUGCAAUCGAUGGGGUAGCUCCUCGUGCUAAAAUGAAUCAACAACGAUCUCGUAGGUUUAGAACAGCACGAGAAGAUAAAGAAAAGGCUAAUGAAAAGACUCUAGAAAUGGUUGCACUUGAGGGCAUCAAUUGUAUUACACCAGGUACUCCUUUCAUGGCAAAACUCGCUGCAUGCUUAAGAUAUUGGAUUGCUGAUAAAUUGAAUAAUGAUGUUGGAUGGAAAAAUUUGAAAGUGAUAUUAUCAGAUGCAAGUGUUCCUGGUGAAGGCGAACACAAAAUUAUGGAUUUUAUUCGUAGUCAACGUACAAGUCCUUAUCAUGAUCCUAAUACACAUCAUGUCAUAUAUGGAUUGGAUGCUGAUCUCAUUAUGUUAUCAUUGGCUACGCAUGAACCUCAUUUUAAAGUGUUGCGUGAAGAUGUCUUCUUUAGAGAAGGCAUAUAUAAAGGAUGCUUUAUAUGUGGUCAAAAUGAUCAUAUAGCGAAUCAAUGCACAGGAAAAGCCAAACAAAAAGUAGGAGACCAUGAUGAAAAAGGUAGAGAAGUACUACUAAAGCCCUACGUAUUUCUAGAUGUGCAGGUUCUUCGUGAAUAUCUUGAGAUAGAACUCAACAUUGGACCAUUACCUUGGCCUUACAAUUUUGAAAACUCAAUAGACGAUUGGGUAUUUAUGUGUUUCUUUGUCGGAAAUGAUUUUCUUCCGCAUUUGCCUUCUUUGGAAAUUAGAGAAGGUGCUAUUGAUACACUUAUUACCAUUUGGAAAAGGUGCUUGCCAAUAAUGGGCGGAUACAUGACUACUAAUGGAAAUGUUAAUUUAAAAAGAAUGCAACAUCUAGUUACAGAAUUAGGAAAAAUGGAAGAUGAUAUUUUUAUUCGUAGGCAAAGAAACGAAUCGAGACGAAAUCAACAAAAUAAUAAUAAUGUUCCGAAAAAACGAAAAAUAAGUCACGAUCCAAUAACAAGCUAUGCUAAUCCUGGAGGAGAAGGAAGAGGAAAUGAGGAUUAUCAACAGGCGGCACAAAGUAUUGAUGAUUUGUUGACUUCUGUUAAAGGUGUUAAACGAAAAGCUGAAGAAUUUGAUGAAGAAAAUGAUAAAGACAUCGUUGUGGUAAAUGAAGAAGCUGCUAUUGUAGAACUUGGAGAACCAGGUUUCAAAAAACGAUAUUAUAAAGAAAAAUUUGAUGUUGAUAUAUCAGACGAGCCAACCGAUGAAUUUCGCAAAAACGUUGUAAAGAGUUAUGUUGAAGGAUUAUGUUGGGUUUUGAAAUAUUAUUUUCAAGGUGUUCCAUCGUGGAAAUGGUAUUAUCCGUAUCAUUAUUCGCCUUUUGCAUCUGAUUUUGUUGAUAUAGGCGAUUUGGAUAUUAAUUUUGAAUUGGGUGAACCAUUUAAACCAUUUGAACAAUUGAUGGGUGUUUUACCUGCUGAAAGAACAAAUCUUGAUUGCCCAGAUGGGUAUAUCUGUCAAUACACAAGAAGAAAUCCACUUGAAGUUUAUGUGGAUGUAAAUAAUUUUGGUAAAUCCUUGGACGUGCUAGUUGAGAUAAUAUAUGCAAAGCUCCUAGUACUCCAAACGAUGAAAGUUGUGAAUGAUUCAGUGGAUGGUAAAAGUAAUGUUACAAGGUGGAAAAAACAAGCAAAAUCGGAUAGGUCUAAUAUUACUACAAUACCUGAUGUCCAUCCAUCACCAAAAAGAUAA